UAGUUUCUAAAAACCUUUUCUUUGAUAUAAGUGUCAAAUGAUAACAUUACAUUAGUAAUCCCUUUUAUAGUAACUCUUUCCCCAAACGAUGUAUAAUAACAAUAAAUAUCGUAUGCACCUUGAGGAUCAUUUCUAUGGGUCGAAGAAUCAAUCUCCCCUCAAUGAGAAGAAAGAGGAUGGGCAUGCUCACAAGGAUGUCGAAUGUCGGUUGCGAAGGGAAAGGAUUAAUUCUCCGGAGAUUUGCAGGAAACCUUAUUCAUCGGAGAAGUACCUAGGUAGGCAGGACAAGUAUCGCGAUUACAAAAAAUGCGCGUGUGAAAAUCCGCAUUGCUCAUAUGAACAGCGUCCACAGCGUCUUAAUCAUGAUCCAUUGUGUAGCAAGUAUUAUCACGGCAAUCAUCGUCACAAAUAUGAUGAAAAAAGUCAAGACUCCCAACCACACCAGCUACCUUACCAACAGAAUGCUCGUCAGCAAUGGAGUCCGAACAGAGUGGAUCAACGCAGUCCCAGGUACUCACCCAAGCCAUAUAAUAGCCGUUCCCCUUUCGGUUACAGUACUCGGAAACAGGAGCCGUUCCAUGAAAAGGGCGGAGGAGAUUGUCUUAUCUACAAGAACUUGGCCUUUGGAGCACAUCCGUCUAGCAAAAGUGAGGAUGGUGGUGGGGAUAGAGGUGUAAGGGAGCACUCGCCCCAAUGCAAGAGCCAACAUCAAAAGGGAGAAUCACAUAACUCUAUUGAAGCGGCCAAAGCUCAUUGCCAAGCCAUUGGUGAUCGAUUCCGGCGGCAGUUUGCCCCUUCCAGCGAGAGUUCCUCCUCUAGGGACUCCAAGUCCAAGCCCUCUAAAGUGACCGUGAUUAGUGCCAAGAGCGGCGACGAUCUCAGAGCAGCAGUCAGAUCACAAAUAGAACUGCAAGAGGCUCUGGAUGGAUUCAAGCUCGAGGUGAGGGAUAAACAGGAGGAGUCAGGGUCCGACGGCGAGACCAGUGCAAAACCGAAAAAGAUCCAAGCCCCCAAAUCCGAGCCACUGAUUGAAGAAGCCGUUGCAAUUGCCGUGGAACCCCUUUCAGAUAGGGCACUCUCCGAUGACCUCCAACUGCAAGACUUGACUGUCAGUUCUGAGGAUCUAGUCAGCACCAAAGUAAUCGAGCCCGUGAUAUGGAGAAUACAACAUUUGUAUCUGAACACUCUGAAGGAGGAAAUGAAACUCAUAGAGUAUCUGGGAACGGUGCCGAAACUGGUCAACGACGUUUAUAAAAGAGAAACUCCUGAGAAUGAGCAAAAGAAGAAUUAGGAAAUGCUAAAAUAUAUUUCUACUUGAUUUUUUUGUUGUUAUAUUUUGUAUAGUGAAGAUUUUGUUUAGGAAUAAAAAAUUGUAUUUGCAUUAUAUAAA
Messenger RNA from Drosophila biarmipes, 1390 nucleotides. RefSeq lists its product as uncharacterized. NCBI's taxonomy places the organism in Eukaryota, Metazoa, Arthropoda, Insecta, Diptera, Drosophilidae. The record is from RefSeq and is a predicted model, not a curated record. Bases 89 to 1291 code for a protein of 400 amino acids. The transcript is spliced from 3 exons.